AUGCUUUCCAAGACCAUCUUCGCUACUGCCUUCAUGGCCCUCGCUGCCUCUGUCGCUGCUGCCCCUACCCCUGCUCCUUCUGGCCUCGACGGUCUCAGCAACCUCCUCUCUCCCGGAUCCUCCGACUCUGCUAGCAACCUUGGCAACCUUCUCUCCCCUGGCUCGUCCGACUCUGCUCUUAACGGCAACUCUGCUGAGGGCAACGGAAACGGAAACGAGGCUGGCAAUGGCAACGAGGCUGGCAACGGUAACGAGGCCGGCAACGGCAACGGCAAUGGCAACACUGUUGACGGCAACUCCUUGAUCAACCUCAGUGGCUUGGAUGUUGACCCGACGAUCGACCCGACCAUUAACGUCAAGUGCAAGAACUGA
Molecule: messenger RNA, 372 nt
Organism: Aureobasidium musti
Lineage: Eukaryota; Fungi; Ascomycota; Dothideomycetes; Dothideales; Saccotheciaceae
Source: the annotation of a GenBank genome assembly